AAACGUCAUUUCCUGUCCUGUUGUUGUGUUGUGUUUUGACUUUUCCCGCGGAUUGCAGUCAGACAAGGCACGGUGGGAAGUUUGUCUCGGUCUUUGCGGAAGACUCGUUUUAAAGCAUUAAUAUCAUCGUCAGGUUAAUACAUCAUCAUAAUGACGGUCGGUAGUUUAACUCCGGGCUUUGCCGUGAUGAUGAAGAGGACGCUUGUGUCCUUAGUGUUGAUUUUACGGGGUAUUGAAACAGGAGCAUCUCCUCUUUGCCCAGAGCAGAUCAUAAAUGCUGUAGUUGGUGAGGAUGUGGAUCUGCUGUGUCCCCUGGUUCUCCAGAGUGGGGCUCCUUCUGCUGCAAAGUGGAGUAAAGGCGACCCCAACAAUGAAGUCACUAUCACUGGACUUCAUUUGGACCACGCUGGUGACCGGGAUCACAGCACAACUCGCUUCUAUGAAGACCAGAGCAGAGGGAUCCUUCGGCUGCUCUCAGUACAGCUGUCUGAUAGCGAAACAUACAUGUGCUCUGUUCCCGGUCAGAAAGCCAGAUGUAUUAUUCAGCUCACUGUUGAUCAGGUCAUAGAGGCAGAAGAAGGUGACGACGUCUCGUUAGAAUGUCAACAAGAUGCCGAAGUCAGUUUGGAGGAUUCACUAGUGGAGUGGAGUAAAGACAACCGCACGAAUCUUGUCCAUGUUUAUAGACAUGGACGAGACUAUCUUAAUGACCAGAAGGAAGAGUUCAAAGGCAGGACAACCCUCUUCCAUGAAGGAUUGAGCCGAGGAAACGUCACCCUGCAGCUCCGCUCUGUGCGUCUGUCUGAUAGUGGAAGAUUCAGGUGCUAUGUGAAAAAACUGGACCUCUAUCGUUAUAUUAUCCUCAAAGUCGUGCAGAAAGGCCAGAACAACCCAACACAAGAUUUCAGUUCAACUCCACUUCCAGUGGAGACAACAACUGAACCAAAUGUUCCUGAUGGUGGAAGGAGUCACCUUCUCAUCAUUAUUCCUGCUGUCGGCUUCAUCAUUUGUAUUGGUUUACUACUGCUGAUGAAAUGUGGAAAGAAAUGUUGGAAGGAGCUCAGAGGAAGAAGGAAGCAAACAGCAGAGAUGACGACAAGCGGCUCCGAAACGGAAAAGCUGAACACCCUGAGCGACGGAAACGGAGACGAGGACCCGAACGUCAUGAGAGACGAGCAAAAUAUCAACAAUCCUGUCCGCUCUUCUAAUUCAUCAGAGGGGGGAGGGGAGGGGCGGAUUGAUGGAUGUAGUCGAGUCAUUUCAUCUGCUGAACUCUGUCUGUAGAACAAAUCAUGCAUAAACUGGCAAACUUAAUUUAAUUCUGUGCAAUAUUAUGUCUUUAAAUCAGUGUUUUCAUGUUCUUCCUUUGCUUUGUGGAAAUGUUUAUUCUAUUUUCAUGGUCAUGUUUUAUGUGUGUUUUAUCUCUUACACUGUAUAUUCCAUUUAUAGCACUUUUUCCUUUCUAUUUAUUCACUUUUGUAUUAUAUAAAAUCAUUUGGUUGUUGACACAGCAGAUUAAAUCCACAUUACGGGUUUUGUAAUGUUCUUUAUAUGUGGAUAACAGUUAUCCAGAUUACAAUGUCUAUGAUUUGACAUGAGUUUGGAGUUUGUUUUUUUUUUGGUUCCUUGAAGCUGGUUUAAACUUAAUUAGAAGCUGUUGUCAUAGCAACGAAUCCCUAAACCCAAACCUGCUACAGUGCAGUUUAUUGACAGUCAGCUGAUCAUGACCAAGAUGUUUUAGGGUGAACUUGUUUUCAGAUAGUAUCCCAAACUAAAUUUAAAUUCCUUUUUUAGUGAACAAACUUUCAAUGUAGUUCUAUAUAUUUUAUUGUGUAUAAAUAAACUCUUUAUUAUAAAGUAUUAUUAAUUGAGAUAAGUACACUGAUAGAGCCGAACAAUUUCCUAGAUUCAUAAUCAAUUAUUUCAUCAUAAAAAAAGAAAGUUAGACAUUUGUAUGACAUAAUUUGACUUUUAAACACUAAAAUAUAUUAAAUGAUUAACAGCACAACUCAUUUUGCUGAUGUGUAUGUAACUAAGGUCUCCCUCUUUAUUUGGUGAACUCAUCCUAUAAAUUCCUCCUCCACUCAAA
This is a messenger RNA of Thunnus maccoyii (southern bluefin tuna), 2089 nucleotides long. RefSeq lists its product as uncharacterized. The record is from RefSeq and is a predicted model, not a curated record. NCBI's taxonomy places the organism in Eukaryota, Metazoa, Chordata, Actinopteri, Scombriformes, Scombridae. The coding region runs from base 151 to 1284 and encodes 377 amino acids. The transcript is spliced from 6 exons.